UGGCUUGUAGGGGUGGUACUAAUGGUGGUGGCACAAGCCUCAAGCGACUGCUUUGCCUUCCGGAUCAGUUGUCAACUGCUUAGCGGCCAGGACACACAUCUAGUCAGCGGAGUAAAUCAGCGCCAGUGAAAAAAGCAAAGAUGAUACCGCACAGCGAGAAUCCUUUUUCGAUCGAGGAUACUUACGUCGAGGAGCCGCAGUUCUCUGAGCAGUGCGGCCACAGUCGUUGUGGACAGCCCCAAACUGCGUAUGAGGUCUAUCAGAGAAUCCUGCUAAGAUUACAAACCCAGGAACAUAAACGCUCCACAGAGGCUAAUGAAAAUGAGAUGAGGAAGAAGUUCUGGAUAGCCAGCUUCACUGGGAGGCCCUUGCAAUAUCAAUGUUAGUUGAACAACGCUCCAAAUCCUUUGUUAAAGAUAUUAAAUAAAACCCCGUGAAAAGAAAAUCAUAUCCGUAGUUGUUCCCUGAUAGCAAAUAUAAUCCAAAGAUAAACAGACAUUUGUUUUAAGCCUUUAUUAAUUCAGCCUUACUUUAGACAUUAAAAGUUACACUUAAGCUACUUACCCAUCAGAUUUAAAAAAUAAAUACUUUUCUUGAAAAAACCUGAAAUAUUUUAGUUAUGCAAACUCUUUAUAUGUUUAUUCAAUGUUCUUUUUUUGUUCAUUUAUAAAUUUAUAAUUGUUUAUUAACUUAUUUUUAGACGCACUUAAAUGUCUUGAUGUAAUCUUCAUUUCGUUUUUUUUUUUUUUUUUU
Messenger RNA from Drosophila simulans, 753 nucleotides. It is a transcript of the gene VepD, whose product is annotated as ventrally expressed gene D protein. Lineage: Eukaryota; Metazoa; Arthropoda; Insecta; Diptera; Drosophilidae. The record is from RefSeq and is a predicted model, not a curated record. Bases 141 to 386 code for a protein of 81 amino acids. The transcript has 2 exons.